Molecule: messenger RNA, 1882 nt
Organism: Seminavis robusta
Lineage: Eukaryota; Bacillariophyta; Bacillariophyceae; Naviculales; Naviculaceae
Source: the annotation of a GenBank genome assembly
AACAAGCUCAUUCUCCAAGCUGCGAUCCUCAAGCCCAAAUCCUCUCCGAGGCACACACAAAAACUGAAGACAAUGCCAAACAUACUACGCCUCUUUCUCCUACUUACCGCCCUUCUGCUUUGUGCUGUCCAUGGCAGCUCUAUGCCUUCUGACUGUGAUGAUGAUGGCGGGGACAACGAGUGCUCUGCCUACCUACCUCCAGCCCACAAUCCUCACCUGACGCUUCGGAACGGGGUAAGAAUGCCUCUGUUUUCGAUGGGAGUGGCCCAUGUUACCUCUGGAUCCCCUCUUGUUGAGAACAAUCGAACCUUUGUGGGAUUUUCUCCCUCCAAAUCAUUUCGACAAAUCGAACUGUCGCUCCAAAAAGGUAUUCGAUCCUUUGAUACAGCCCUUGUGUAUGGCACCCAACCACAUUUGGGUCAAGUUCUGGGACAGUGGUGGGCAUCCGGGAGACUCCAAUCACGAGAAGAAGUGUUUAUAACCACCAAAGUUUUCACGUUUCCAGCACACAAAUUUGGGCUGAAACGCAAUCAUCCAUGGAAUUUGAAUGACCUGACACCCCAACAAGUCAGCAUUCAAACAGAAGAUUACAUUGAGCAAUGUUUGCACGAGCUGAAUGUUGGCUAUAUUGACUUGUUGUUGAUGCAUUGGCCAUCUGGACCAGGGCAGGAGGAAGGCAUCAGUAGACAGCGACGCUUGGCGGCGUGGAAGGUCUUUGAAGACUUUUAUGAUCGAGGUUGGGUCAGGGCUGUGGGUGUCUCCAACUUUUCUGAACGGCACAUUGAUCAACUCAUGCAAGAUGGAGCCAUCAUUUGGCCCAUGGUGAAUCAAAUUGAAGCUUCCCCAUACCUCCAGUAUGAAAGUAUCCUCAGAUAUUGCCAAGAUCACGAGAUUCAGCCACAAUCAUAUGCUCCCCUUGGAAGUGGAUUGCUGAAUGUUCAAGAGGAUGCCGUUUUGCUGGAACUCGCCAAUGUGCAUCAAAAAGAUGUUGGACAAGUGGUGUUUCGGUAUCUGAUUCAAAGAGGAUAUGCCAUUGCCUUUUUGACACAGUCACCAAACCGAAUGGUCAGCAAUUUGGAUGUGUUUGACUUUGAGUUGAAUGAGGAUGAAUUGAAAGCAAUCCACUCAUUGAGCAGAGUCAAUGCAACCUUUGGAGUGCCCACUCGGUAUGAAUUGCCACGAUGAAAUGGCCGUUGAUGAAGCUUCCUGGAUAACUCUUCGCAAGCACAUUUUCUCCUCUCUGACCAUGCAUCUAGCUAUGAUAGUGCUAAGCAAAAUCAGCCGGCCCACGCAAACAGCAGCGCAGCUCGCUUACCAUCACACCAGCCACUGAUCUCUAGCCAGCGAGCACACUAUUGAAUGCACAUGUCAUCGUAGUAGUAGAUAUCGAUCGGUUGCAGCUAGCCAAUUUGACACAAAGUAGCCUCCUCCCGUCAAAGUACAUGUAGCUAGCUUGGUCGUUCUGCUUCCGCUUACCACGGAAUUUUCAUGUGACUGCCCUUGGAGGAGCGGAGAAAUAGCGCCGCUGCCUGGGGAAAUUUAAGUGGCGGCAAGCAAGCAAGCAAACCCCAUUCUUGUAGACAAGCAAAGCAACUCCGGAACUGGAGCAGGGUAGCACUGCGGAAAGAUAGGCAACCUGCUGACCGGACCCAAGAAAUUGGCUGCCAUGAAGACCACAAAGUCCCCGUCGAAGCAACGAUGGGACCCCCGCCAGGAACCGAGGGAUUGAGUCGAUGCUUAUAAUAGUCCUACCGUGAAGAGUCGAGGCAACGGGCUCUUUGGAUAACUCCACUGUGAGCCAGGUCAGUCUCGCACGCAGUCUGGCUACUGGUGGCUAGCUAUCUGAGAAAUUGAUGAAGCAUAAGAUAAAGGAGAUAAUUUG